GGAAAAAUAUUUAUAAAUGACCAUUCAGUGUAUAUGGACAUACACAUUUAGUUUUGGACAAUACAAACAAUCGAGCUACGAUUUAAAUCCACUUGUGACCUGCGUGUGACCCCAGACUGUACAUGUAUGUUCAAUAUUGGAGCGCAUACCUGUAUAAGCUGUACUAUUUUCUGUAGAUGGAAGACUUAAGUGUAAGUGCUAAAAUGGCAGCAUUAACCAACGAGGAAAUCGCGUAUACGCCUGUAAUAAACAGAGAUAGUGUAACGGACACGAAACGUGGAACUGUGAAUCGCCUUCAACUAGCUUUGUGUAUUGUGUUGGUUAUAAAUGUUAUCAUACAAUUCAUUGCAAUUUUUACACCCGGAUGGAUUAUUUUAACGACAAGUAUUGUAUCUUCAUACGAAUCAGUGUACUACUCGACAGGGUGUGUUAAUAUUAACGAAUCUGCUUGGGAAUGUAGAACAAUCUCAUUUCAUGAUUCGUUUAGGCAGGACUACAGUGAUGCUAAAGAUGAACGGAGACCAGCUCUAGUGCGAGCUUACAACUACGUUGUCAGAUACCAGAUGAAUAUACAGAUUGCAUGGCUUUUGACAGUGGGAACAAUGAUUUUUCAAAUCUUCAAACUUACCCGACGCAAGGAAAGCUUUCCAAGAGUAACAAUUAUCAACGUUGUUGCGCUAGCAUGUGUUUGUCCUCUGAUGUACCAGGUUUUAUUUAAAAACUUUGUGGAAAUAGAUUUCAACAGGAGAGUUACAGAAUUCGUCACUGGAGACGUUGGUUUUCCAUACUCAUUUUUCUUCUACAUUUUUACUUUCGUUAUGACUAUUGCCAGCUUAAUUCUUAUCGUAAAGCAAGUUUAUGAUCACAUACGUGAGAAAGAUAGAAUCUACGCUCAGAUGAAAGUAAAAUAUGAUAGACUUCAGUUGGAAUAUGAAGCGGAAGUAGAGGCAUUCAAACGCUUCAGGCGGAAUUCGCAUCUAAGACCACACAGCGGAGAUAGAAGAUCCAGGGAGGAUGACAGGGGUUCUCAUUCUCCGCGGCAUUCUCGUGAAAUCAAGGAUAACGGUAAAACCACUCUUAAUGCAGGACCACACGAUAAUCGAAGAGACCCUUCUCCAAGACGUCCAGAUCAUUACCCGAGAUCACGUGAUCAUUCACCAAGGCCACGGGACCGUUCGCCGCCGCGGAACAAUUAUCGCGGAAAUCACUCAUCACGGAAUCGAUCACCACCACGGGAUAACCGCGGAAACCGUCUACGUGAUCAUUCACCAAGGACACGGGACCGUUCGCCUCCCCGAGAACACAGUACCCAUUCAACUAGACAUUCGCCAAGGCCACGGAAUCGCUCACCACCUCGGGAGAACCACGGAAACCGUCCAUCGCGGAAUCGUUCUCCGCCAAAACAGGAUCGCGGAAAUCACUCACCACGGAAUCGUUCUCCGCCACGGGAGGACCGUGAAAGACACUCAUCACGUAAUCGCUCACCUCCGCGGGAAGACCGCGGACAUCACUCCCUGCAAAAUUCGGGGGAACAUGAUAAUCCGGCUCUUGUCGUAACACCUCCAUUAGAAGAGCAUUCUGAAAUAGGGAGUAAGUUUGGUGACACGUCAUGUCUUACACCUCUGGUUGAUACGAACAAAGUUGUUGGAGUAGAGGAGAAUGGUACAAACUCUGAAGAUAUUGAACUCAGUAUUUCAUAAAAAUAGAGUUCAUUGUCCGCCCAUGUAUUCAAAUUUGGUCUUAUAGCAUUUCCAAGUGUCCAGCUAUUUAAGCAAGCAAUAGGUGGGGCAAUAUAUGUCAAUGUGAAAUUACAUAUUUGUGCAUUAUGGCAUACAUAUAUCUUGCUUAUGUAUUAACUUAUAUAUCAUCUAAAUAGUGUGUUGGAGUAAAGGAAGUCAUAUUUGACCCCCGGCUUACCAACCGGACUAGUGCACGGACUAGUCACACAGAAAAAAGAGGAGACAGUCAGGUAUUUGGGAGAUUUUUCGAGAACCUUUGUACAAUCAAGGUUAAAAUCACCAGAACCUGAUGAGAGACGCAGUGUUUGGAUCGUGAUAUCCAGAAAUAACAACUUAGCCGGAAUGGCGAUUUCAAAUAGUGCUUAGUUUUAAUGCUUAUCUGAUUUUAAAUGAAUUUAAUGUAAGUAGUAUCAUACUAGUAUUACUUUCUCUCGCUGGUGUAUGGAAAACAUGAAAAACUGUUCAUCCAUUUGUCAAAUCCAUUUGAAAUUAUGCCUUUUGCUGUCAAACUCAAAAACCACAUUUGAAACGUGUUACCGUCAUCAGUAAACUCGUUAUAGAUAAGAGCACUGGCACCAGACCAGAAAGAAAAUGCCUCUGUACAUGUUAUACCCUACCCCUAGGUAUAAUAUAAGAACCAUGGUCAUGAACGUGAAAACACACUAACCCUAUUCAAGCAUACAUUUCUCACAUAAAACGCGCAGUUCGGUGAAUGGGUACCAAACAUAUUGAACAAGCGUUAAUUUAGCUUCCAUUGUGCACCAGGCACAUUGUCUCAGUAUUUCAUAUUGCAGAGAUACUCCACAUAUUUUAUACUUAUACAGAAACAACUUGCGUGAACUUCCCUAAUGAACAUCCGGUCUAGAGGUCACAGCAAUGUGCACAUGUUAUGCGGAAUAUAAACAAACAGAAACAGAAUGCAAAAUAUUCACAGUUGUAAAAUAAAACACAAAAUGAUGAAUGAAAUUCAUCUUAGAAAUGAUUUUGAAUCUGAAGUCAUACAAUGAUGUACAUCAGUUUUGUUUAUUUUAUUCUCAUUGCAUGUUUAUCCUGCAAAUACACAUUUUAGCGAACACGUGUAGUUAAACGACGACUGACCUACAUUUUCACAUCAACCAGUCAGAAUAGUUUGGUAAUCUAGACCGGAACUUCAACAGGGAAGCUCAUCAAAGUUUUCUUUGUAACGUUGAUGAAACUAUAAACUACGCAUUGUUUCUCUAAGAUAAGAAACACUGAAGAAAUGUGGCCGGUACAUAAUGGAAGAUAAAUUACCACUUGUUCAAUAUCCGUAGUAUACAUUUAACGAACUGCACGUUUUAGGUGAGAAAUGCGCGACUGAAAUGAGUUAGUAUAUUUUCCCGUUCAUGACCAUGGUUCUUAUAUUAUACCUAGGGGUAGGGUAUAACAUGUACAGAGGCAUUUUCUUUCUGGUCUGGUGCCAGUGGAUAAGAGGGGGAUCUAUGACAUAUUUUGGAAUGCGCCGAAUGGUCAUGGAAACAAACGGCAAGUCGUCAGUCAAAGUUAACCAUGCAAUCCAACAACGCCUGAAGUAAGUGCUGUUGUUGAGUUGUCAUUUAAAAAAACUGAUUUCAUAUUUUAUUACUUUUGAAAUAAUUUCAUUGUAACUCAAGUGUUUAUUAUGGGUGUUGUUAUUGAUACAAAAACGGUACCAAUAUGUUGAAUGAUAGUACUGACUUAUUUUCUCACGGCUACAUAUAAGUUUUAAUGAUGUAAUA
This is a messenger RNA of Mercenaria mercenaria, 3475 nucleotides long. RefSeq lists its product as uncharacterized. The transcript has 3 exons. The coding region runs from base 177 to 1700 and encodes 507 amino acids. The record is from RefSeq and is a predicted model, not a curated record. Lineage: Eukaryota; Metazoa; Mollusca; Bivalvia; Venerida; Veneridae.